This is a messenger RNA of Salvelinus sp. IW2-2015, 1438 nucleotides long. RefSeq names its product N(G),N(G)-dimethylarginine dimethylaminohydrolase 1-like. Gene Ontology annotation, biological process: arginine metabolic process; positive regulation of nitric oxide biosynthetic process. The record is from RefSeq and is a predicted model, not a curated record. Gene Ontology annotation, molecular function: dimethylargininase activity; amino acid binding. NCBI's taxonomy places the organism in Eukaryota, Metazoa, Chordata, Actinopteri, Salmoniformes, Salmonidae.
CUUUGCUGUGCGCUUCACUGGAAAUUGCUACAUUGGUACAUGUGAUGAUUUGUUAGGGCACGUCAUCAGACCGCUUGCUUGCUUGUUGCCUAUUUGAACGGAUUGGAGCUGUCAGUUCAGUACAUAAAAAAAGAAAAGAAAAACUAAGAAAAUCAAACAAAGGUUAACCAACAGAAAGAGAACCGGCAGCAUUCGCUCUCUCAUACGUUUAGCAUAGGCUACGGUUCGAGCUGUUUGUUUGAGCAAUUUGAGGGUAACAACAGCGAACGGAACAUGGCUGGUGUGAUGACAGGUUUUGGUAACUUCACUCACGCCGUUGUUCGAGCUAUCCCCUCAUCCCUUGCUAAAGAGGCACUGAGGAUGAACGUUUUGGACGUGGACCUGGUGAAAGCUCAGCAGGAGCAUGAGGUAUAUGUUGGGGUUCUGAAGCACAAACUCGGGCUGCAGGUGAUAGAACUCCCCGCCGAUGAGUCACUCCCGGACUGUGUGUUCGUGGAGGAUGCCGCUGUGGUUUGCGGUGACACCGCUCUGAUCACCAGACCCGGGGCAGAGAGCAGAAGGAAAGAGACGGAGGCCAUGCGGCGAGCUCUGAAGGAGCUGGACCUAAACAUUGUUGAGAUGUCAGAUGAGAACGCCACUUUGGACGGAGGAGACGUCCUCUUUACAGGUAGAGAGUUUUUUGUGGGGCUUUCCAAACGCACCAAUCAGAAAGGAGCAGAGAUCCUGGCCGAUGUGUUCAAGGACUAUGCUGUAUCCACUGUCCCUGUCACUGAUGGUCUACACCUGAAGAGCUUUUGCAGCAUGGGAGGACCAGGCCUCAUCGUGAUUGGCUCCAGCGAACCGGCUCAGAAAGCCCUGAAGAUCAUGCAGCAGAUGAGUGACCAUCGCUACAACAAGCUGACAGUGCCUGAUGACAUUGCGGCCAACACCAUCUACAUGAACCUCCCCAGCAAAGGCCAUGUACUGCUACACUGCACCCCAGAGGAGUUCCCAGAGAGUGCCAAAGUGUUUGAGAAGCUGAAGGACCACAUGUUGAUCCCAGUGUCGAACAUGGAGAAGGUCAAGGUGGACGGAGCCCUCACCUGCUGCUCCGUUCUCAUCAACAAGAAGGCCAAAGUCUGAUCUGAGCAUGCUCCGUUAGGGGUCUCUCGGGCAGACCUGGGUUCAAAUACUAUACUUGAAAUCUUUCACAUACUUUGAAGUGCCAGGAGAGCGGGGUUUGCAAUUUUGGGACUAUACUAUUGGGCCAUUAUUAAGCCAGGCAAGCUUAAUCAAGCACAGACAAUGUAUUUAACAUGAUUCUGAAUAGUAUUUGAACCCAGGUAUGCUCUCAGGGCAGGGUCGGGCCCACUGCUGCACCCUUGCCCGAAACAAGUCUGUUUCUGCUGUGUUACCCCACGAUAACAGAAUGUUAUCCAGGCUACACCCCCCCCCCCCC